AUAAUUGUGGGUCAUUAUAAACAGAAUUAUAGUGCGUCGAGACUUUGCACAACAAUGUUUUAACGACUGCUGACUACGAGUGAAAAUUAGCACACUCAGCAGAUCGGUUUGUGGCGUAAACACAGAGUCGAGUGUAUGUGACGGUGGACAAACGCCGCACUGACGCUCAUUAAAGCAACUGGAGAGCAGGGGCUGUGAUGGUGGAGGACGGGACGCUCAUGAAGGGCCGGGUGACGGUGUACUCUGUGCCAGGCUGUCCACACUGCACACGGGCCAAAACCACUCUGGGUGCGUUAGGCGUUCCCGUGUGCGACGUGGAUGUGAACAAACACAGAGAAAUCAGAGCACGAGUGAAGGAGCUCACCGGCCACUCUUCUGUACCCCAAAUAUUCUUCAAUAACCUUUAUGUUGGAAACAAUGAAGACCUCCAGAACCUGGACCCUAAGCGGCUUGAACAUCUCCUCCUGUCUGUGAGGGAUGAAGCAGUGCCUCUGGAUGCUCUGCCUGUGCCUGUUGAAAACUGCAGAUCUGAGACUGAUGGAGGGUGUGAGCUCUCGGAGACGCUGAGGAAUCUGAUCCUGAAACUUUACUCCGAUCACCUCUCUGAAAAUGGCAAGACAGUUGAUUACAAGGCAAUGUCCCGGAGCCUGUACUUCGAGCGCUACUGUGAUCUGGCUGUCAGACUUCAGCGUGUGGAGCUGCUCUCUAUGAGUCGAGAAGAAAAACUGGCCUUCUUUAUCAACAUCUACAACGCACUUGUCAUCCACGGGAACCUGCGUCUGGGCUUUCCCAAAAACAUAUGGCAAAGGUAUCGGUUUUUUAACUACGUGAGCUACUUCAUUGGCGGUGAGGUGUUCACACUGCAGGAUAUUGAGAAUGGAGUACUUCGAGGAAAUCGAAAAGGUGUGGGACAAUUCCUGAAACCCUUCUCCAGGGAUGACCCACGACUGCAGGUGGCGCUUCCUGACGUCGAGCCUCUUAUUCAUUUUGCACUGAAUUGUGGUGCCAAGGGCUGCCCACCGAUUAAAACAUACACUCCGCAGGACAUUGAUGGUCAGUUGCGCACUGCAGCUGAAGCUUUUCUGGAGAAUGAUGACAGCUGUGUGAUUGACAACACAGGACGAGAAGUGAAGCUCAGCCAGAUCUUUAAGUGGUACAAGGGCGACUUUGGAGGCACUGAUGAUAAGGUGCUGAACUGGGUGUUUGACCACAUGAGAGCAUCGCAGAAGAAGAGGAAACUACAGGCUCUGCUGUCAACAGGAAAGGUCAAAGUGAGCUUUCUGCCCUAUGACUGGUCUAUAAACAGCACAGACUGAUCUAAAGCACAUUCUCAGGAUCGCUGUGACUCAUCGCGGCCACUGUGUGUUUCUAUUGAACACACGCAGCGAUCUCAAAACAAAAGUGCGCCCUGAAACUAUGCAUUCAGAUCCCUUUACCUUUCAUCCACCUCCCAAAAGGGCAACGUGAUAUUGUAGCCUGAUAUUUCUGACAAAGGUUAAUUUCUAUAACUUUUAAAAUUGUAUCGCAGCAUUUGCACUGGUUGUUAUGCAAUUACAUUUUAAAUACUGUCCUACCAAGAUGUCCUUUUGAAUAAAUAUAGUUUAUUUAAAUGAUCUAA
Messenger RNA from Danio rerio (zebrafish), 1618 nucleotides. RefSeq names its product zgc:152951. Gene Ontology annotation, molecular function: catalytic activity. NCBI's taxonomy places the organism in Eukaryota, Metazoa, Chordata, Actinopteri, Cypriniformes, Danionidae. The record is from RefSeq and is marked predicted.